GUGGUAUCAUUGAAAACCGUUUGAAAGAGGAGAUUAUACGUUGUAGAAAGCGGCACGUCGCGUAUUAAUUUUAGUGUUUUUGAACUAUACACCUUAUAAUAAAAGUGCUAGUUAAAGUAAUCUGUCGCAAUUUUGUGAAAUAAAACGCAUUUUAGUGACCAGAAACAUGUUUCGGUCGAAAAAAGACGUUGAUCGACACGUUCAAGAUAUUUUUCGUAAACUAAAAAACGACAAUGAGAAACCAUACCGUUGUUAUAGUAUAGCUAAAUUAUAUUAUCAAGUGGGAGAUUAUGAAUCUGCCAAGAGAUAUGUAUCUUCUUAUUUGGAAAUACGAGAAGAAUCAGCAAGCGCACAUAUGUUGUUAGGUCAAAUUCUUGAAGCAUUAGGAGAAAAAGAAGCAGCAAUUAAUCAAUAUAAAAUAUCUCUUGGAUUAGAUGGAAGCCAAAAUAAUUUAGUCUUAAAAGUUUGUGAAUUAUUGGCGGAUAUGGAUACUGAUACGGAUGUUAAUCGUAUCAGAUAUUGGGUAAAGAGAGCUGAAAAACCAUAUCCACAUCAUCCUGUAAUAUUCAAAUUAAAAGAAAAAAUGUUAACAGCAGAGAGACCUAAUGAUAAUAGCGAGGAUCUCGAAGCCUUAAUUGCAUCCGAAUUAUCCAUCAAGCCAACAGAUGUGGAACUGCGUGUUAAAUUAAUUAAAUAUUAUAUAACAAAGCAGAGAUUAGAAGAUGCUUAUAAUCAUGCUGCUAAUGUGGAAUCAACAUAUUGUCAUAGAAACAGCAUUGUAUGGUAUCAAUCGCUUGUCGAGUUAUUGGGAAAAUUCAAAAAGAACAAAUUAGAUGAUUGGUCAUUUUGGGUCUUUUAUAUAUCCACAUUAGAAAGAUAUGCAGCACUUUCUUUGAAGGAAAACAGCAAUGAAAUAACUAAAACAAUACCGGAAGCAAUGCAAGCAGUAUUUAAUUUUGAUCAAGCUUUGAAUGAGUUUAAAUCAAGAAAUAUGUCUAGUUAUUCAAUAUACACGGAAGAAAUGCUAACGCAUAUGUGGGGUCAAUUACAUUUUCAUUUAGCCUGUUUGUUAUUACGCAAAACUAAAAGAGAACAAGGCAGUUGGGAUGAAACAAGUCGACUUUGUUCAGUUCUAUUUUUAUUUGCAUUACAUGUACAUCCUAUGGAUAUGACAGCUUCAUGGACUGUCCAUGGAAAAGAACAAUUUAAAAAUUUAAUUCCAGUAUGGGGUAGAGAAGGAUCAUACAGAUGCAGUCAGGCUGGUAAUGUUCUCCAAGAUUGUGCAAGAAAUAAUGUCAAGAAGCUCAUGAAUAAAAUUGAUACAUUUUUCUACACAGAAGCAUGGAGAGAACGAAUUUAUCAGAGAAUUUUUGUAUCCAAACUAUAUCAAAAUCUUAUAAGAACUUCACAUUUUUGCAAUCAUACAGUUUGUAAUCCACCCCUUCAUUUAUGCUUACCAAAUGAAUUAAAACGCUACGAUGAAGAUUCUGAAGAAGUAUGGCCAGAUUCGUUACAUCAUCAUGUUUGGCUUGGUAUUAGAAAUCGACUUCAAAAUAUUUCGAAGAAUGAUCAGACAUAUCCUCAGCAGUAUUCUCAUGUAUUCUCAGACUUGCAAUUUUCUGUUAAUAAUUUAAAUCAACCUACUCCUGAUACAUUAUGUAAAUUAGACAUUGAUGCAUUUUUAAAUGCUGCAGUUUUAUGUGCUGCUGUAAUGGUUGAAGAUCAGCAGCAAAGAGGUUUCAUAACUCGAGAGAGACUUCCGACUCUACCAGCAGAUUUAACUAGUUCCCUUUGUACAUAUGCUCAAGAGAAAUGGUGGUCAUAUGCAUAUAAAAUGUAUUCCAGAAAAGAGACAUUAGAAGGAGAUUUAGGAGAAAUUAGACAAGCAUUACGACAAGGUUUAGAAACAAUUCGUUGUAUCGGCAAUCAUGGUCUGCAUCCAGUAAUUCUAGUACAUUUAGCACGAUUAUUUCAUCAUAGGGUUAAAAUAUUAAAAGAAAAAGAUCAAGAACAUCCUGACAUUGCUGCCUUAGAGAUUCGAAGUGAACUUUAUUGGUCAGCUGUUAUACCUCUUCUUGAAAGAUUGCAAAAUAAUCAAACUAUACGUGUAACAAAUACGAAAUUAUUUAAUUAUGAAGGAAAGAACAUGAGUAAUGUAGAAUUAACUAAUGCUUUGGAAGAAGGUAGAUUACUUUUGGCCCAACGCUUUGUCCGUAAUAAACAAUAUGAAGAGGCUAUUGAUGCAUUGCAAAUAUUGAAAUGCCCGGAAGCUACAUUUCAGCAAGGACAAAUUUAUAAAAUGCUUGCUGAUGAGAUAGUUGGUUCUAAGCCUAGAGAAAGCUUAACAUCAGAGAUGAGAUCACAGCAUAUUAUAAUGCUUUCCAAAGCUAGAAAUUGUUAUUAUCUUACUUUAGAUCGAUUACGUAGUCCAGGAAUGAAUUUGAAACAACCAUUAGAUUCUGAGCUGUGCUUACAUAUUUCAGCUAUAGAAAAUGAAUUAAAAAGGAUUGAUCCAGAUAUAUCACGAGGAGAUUUAAGUAGAAAUGAGUGUGAUGUUUUGUCGAAUGAAAGUUAUUCACCUGAACAUAGUGGCAUUGAUCAACCUAUAACGACUGUACCUAUAUCCACGUUAACUGGAUUAGGCACUCCUGUGAAUAUAUUAAGUACACCACAAAAGAAUACCCAUCGUACACCAAAACAAUCUAGUACACCUUGUAGAGCACAAAAUCAAGAUAUUAUAGACUUAUCAAGAAAUCGCACAGAAGCACGUCCAAGUCCUGAACGGCUUGAUGCUCAGAUACGUCAAAUGAUACAUGCUAAAGAUACUGUUAUGCAAACAAUCAUAGAACAAAAUAAAACUAUAAUAGAAAAGAUAGAUGAAUUAACAAAAGAAAUGGCAGAGUUAAGAAAAGACUCUCAAAAACAGCAACAACAACAACAACAGCAACCACCACGUAUUCAACCAACUAACUUUAACUCUAAUAUAGAAGAUGAUUUAUACGUUCUUGGCGAAGAAGAUUACGGUGAUAUAAAUUAUACCACCAAUCAGUCAGCUCAAGCAUCUACUAUUUCCGGAAACAUUUUUCCACCAUCUCAUAGACAUCCUUAUUCACCAUUAGUAUACCCACCAGCAACAGCUUUCCAAGGUUAUUAUCAAGGAACAAUACCAUUUACUGAUCCAAAUGCACAAGCAAUUCCACCGCUAUAUCCUCCGAGUGUUUAUCCGAUGCCUGUAUUGUAUCCUAAUCGACCUAAAGUACCAGACAUGUUGCAACAAGGUCUUUUUGCUGCAUCAAGAUUGGCAACUCAAUUGAAUGAUCUUAUAACACCUCAAACUAAUGUACCGUUGCAAAUACCAAUGCAGAAAGUAGAAGUGACAAAACCUCAAUCUAUAGUAAAAGAUACUUCUAAUAAGAAACUUCCACCUGUUAAUGUUGUAAUAACUACUUCAGAUACACUACCAACUACAGUACCAUUAGUGCAACCUACUCUGAGUGUUACUAUCCCCGCUCAAUAUAGAAUGGGAAAUACUUCAACUGUUACAACUACUAUAGAAACACAAAAUGUUCCACAUUGUUAUCAAAUUUCUAUGCCAUCUCAAGCAACUAUUCCAACAACUGUUAAUUUACCACCCCUAUCUACAACACUUACAUCAACGCCAGCAAAUAUUUCUUUAUCAGAGACAUCAAAAAGUAAUAACAUUGAAAUACGUUCAAGUGAUUCACCGAAUAGUUCUGCUGAGUUAAUGCACGAAUCAGAACACGAUCCAAUACCAGAUUUUGUUCCUGUCAUACCAUUACCUGCUGAAGUUAAAGUUAAAACAGGCGAAGAAGACGAAACUACGUUAUAUUGUGCGCGUGCGAAACUUUUCCGUUUUGUCGAUAAAGAAUGGAAAGAACGUGGCAUUGGAAAUGUUAAAUUAUUACGAAAUGCAGAAGGUAAAGUUCGUUUGUUGAUGCGCAGAGAACAAGUUUUAAAAAUCUGUGCUAAUCAUAUGUUAAGACCUGACAUGGAGUUAACUAGUAUGCCAAAUACUAAUAGAGCAUGGAUUUGGGUUGCAAAUGAUUUUGCAGACGAAGAAGUUAAAGUUGAAAGACUUUGUAUCAGAUUCAAAACUACUGAAGAAGCUCUCUCGUUCAAACAACAUUUCGAUGAUGCUAGAGCCAGCUUAUCAUCUAUAAAUGAAAAAGUAAUUAAUGAAAAUGAUAAUAAAUCUAUAACGACGACUGUUAAAGUUUCGGAAGAGGAAAAUAAUUUAUCAUCUUCAACAAUCACGAAUAAUGUGCCAUUAGAUAAAGAAAAACCUGCUACAACAGCAGCAGCAAUUGUUGGUGGAUUUUCCUUUACUUCAAAGCCGAUUAUUCAAACGGUUUCUACUGAAAUAGAAAACGCAUCCCAAAAACAAAAUGAAACACCAAAAGUAAGCCCAUUUAUAGGUUUUUCAUUCAAUAAACCUGACUUUAAUAAAACACCAGAGAUUGCAGUCAGCUCUGUAGCAUCAAAAAAUGUGUCUACACCUGUGACAACGCAAGCAACUAUUUUUUCUUUCUUAAAAGCAAACCCAAUCUCUUCUACUUAUUCUGAACCAACAACAACUUCUGUUUCUAUUGGUGUACGCGAUGUAACUACAGUCACUGCGUCUCAAACAGCAGCAAUUGUUUCUACAACUUCGGCAUCUCGUGUCUCAUUGAGAAGACCGCAUGCACCUGCACUUGCACCUGCGAUAUUAAACAUCACAAGUACUACAAGCGGUAUCACUCAAAAAUCUGUAUUACCUGGCCAAGAAGAAGGUGAAACAAAAGUUUUAUUUGAACAAAAAGCAAAUCUUCAACGACAAUACAAAGAUAAUAAAAAUUGGGAGAAUAAAGGUGCUGGACAGAUGAAAAUUAUAUUGAAUAUAAAAACAGGAAAUUUGAAUUUAUUAAUGCAUAGAGAAGAGGAUUCCCAAGUUAUAUAUAAUCAACAGAUAUUACCAGAAAUGAAAUUUAAAAUUAAACCUAUUAACAAAAAUUUAAUUACUUGGAUAGUUUUUGAUGCUACAGGAGAAAAUAAAUUGGAAUCAUAUUCUUUAAUUUUUAAAAGUCCAGAGCAUGCAUCAAAAUUCUAUGAUAUUAUUACAAACGAUCAGCAGAAACAGAAAACAUCUGAAACCUCAAAUGGAAAUAACAAUGUAAAUGCAGAAAAUAAACAAGUACCUUUAGCAGAAUUAUUUAAACCUUCUCCAGGAUCUUGGGAAUGUAAUGCGUGUUAUACUAGAAAUGAUGGUAAACAAUCAAAAUGUUUAGCAUGCGGAGAAUCGUCUCCACUUGCAACUACUAAUGCACCUACUGGAACAGUCGAGUCCACAGCAUAUACUCAACAAGUACCACUUUCUCAGUUAUUCAAAAAACCUUCUGGUUCAUGGGAAUGUAAAGCAUGUUAUAUUACAAAUUUGGAAACACAUAAUUAUUGUGUUGCUUGUGAUAGUCCCAAAGAUCCAUCAAUGCCACCUAAACCAAAAACAAGUGGUUUCAAUGUAGGUUCAAUAUCUUCUGAGUCCAUAUCUACAUUUACUUUUGGUAUUCCUCAAGAAUCUGUUAAAGAUACAAGUGGAGGAUUUACAUUCCGAUUGAACAAAUCAUUAGAAACGGAUAAAGACGAGUCUGUAAAUAAAGUACAACCUAAUGUAGGAAUAAAAACUAGUACAGAUAUGAAAAGCAUAUUUGGAGGAACGUCACAACCACCAAGUACUCAACCGUCUCAAGGUACAACACAAUUUGUAUUUGGUUCUCCUGGGAAGUCUUUUGGAUUUAAUUUUACAGCAAAAUCGCCCGUAAAAUCACCUGGCGGAGGAGAAACAAGCGACGAAGAAGUCGUUGAAAGCGAUGACAUACAUUUUUCACCUAUAAUUCCAAUGCCAGACGAGAUAGAAGUUAAAACUGGGGAAGAAGACGAGGAAAUACUUUAUAGUCAUAGAGCUAAAUUAUUCAGGUAUGAUUCUGCAGCUAAAGAAUGGAAGGAACGUGGAUUGGGUGAUAUUAAAUUAUUAAGACAUCAUCAAACUAAAAAAUUGAGAUUAAUAAUGAGACGAGAUCAAGUAUUGAAGUUAUGUUUAAAUCAUUGUCUUUUGCCUGAAGUAGAAUUUAAACCAAAAGAUGAAAAAACUUGGCUGUGGAAUGCUGCGGAUUACAGCGAAGGAGAAAUUGAGUAUAUGCAAUUUGCGUGUCGUUUUAAAACUUCUGAAAUUGCAGCUGAUUUUAAAAGAGCUAUUGACAAUGCCAGAGAAUCGGAUAAUUUAUCGCCAAAUAAUGAAAUUAUUCAAGAAGAACUAGUACAACAACAAAGAGCAAAACCUUCUCAAGAUAUUCAAGUUGUAUAUGAAUUUAAAGUUACACCCGAAGAAAAAGCUGCUGCUUUAAAAUUACAACUGCCAGAGAAUUUUUAUGCUUACAAGCAAAUGGAAGAUUGUCCAGGAUGUAUAGGAUGCAAAGAUUUAACACCUCCGAUUGAAGAUUCGCAAUCUCAAGGAGAAUUAAAGACUAAAGGAACUUUAAGUUCAACUAUCUCAACUCCAAAGACGUAUAGUAUUCCUAUGAAUCUAAAUUCGCACAUUAGUGAAAUUAAAACUUCAGAUAAUGGAAAUGAAAAAGAUCAAAUAAAUGCGUCUCCUAGAAUUUCAUUUAUGACAAAAUCAGAUAAUACUGAUGCAAUAAGUAAUACAGCAACGAUUAAACAAAAUACAAUUACUACUUCUAAUAUAUUCAGUGCUGCUUCAUUAUCUUUUGGAGAGAACAAAUCCACUGUUUUCAAUGACAAGAAAUCAACUGGCUUUAUAUUUGGAGCACCAUCUUCUCAAUCGACAAUAAAUGAUAAAUUGAUAAUGAGUGAAUCAAUUGGUCAGCCUAAUAAACCUACAGAGGACCCAAAUAAUACGUUAACAAAAUGGUUUGGUAAUAGUAAUGUCAAAAUUUGUGAGCCAGUUGGUGCAAAUCAACAAUCUAGCAGUUUUCCUAGUUCUCAUGGAAAAAUACUUAACACGCCACAAUUUACUCUUCCUGCCAGUACAACUAUAACGCCUACAUUUGAAAAUACUAAAAAUCAAGUUUUUGAAAGUAUAUCAAAACCAGUGGAUACAGGAUUAACAAACUCAUUUUUAAACACGACAGGAAGCAGUUCAUCAUUAACAUUUACAAAUACAUUUAGUAAUUUACCAGCAACAACUGGGACUACUACUUCAGCAGCAAUAUUUAGCACUACACCCAGUAUAAUAGCAAAUCCACCUACUUUGAAAACAUCAGUAUUUGGUACUACAACGCCAUUUUCAAGUAAUAUAACUUUCGGUUCAACUGAUACUACAUUAGCAGAAGACACGUCCAAGAAAGAAGAUGAUGCACCUACUUUCUUUAUGCAUAGUAAUUUAACAUUUUCUGCAUUAGCUCAGAAAUCUCAACCAACAGAAGCUUUUAAACAAGAUCCAACAUUUUCUUUUGCUGGAACUGGUUCGUCCGUAUUUGGUUCUAGAACAACAUCAACAAAAACAGAAUCAAAACAAAACCAAUUAGAUGCAAAUAAAAAAGAUGAUAACGAUGAAGAUGAGGGUAAUGAGAAUGAAAACGAUCAGGAACAUGAUCCACAUUUUGAACCUAUUAUUCCAUUGCCGGAUGCUAUUGAAGUACGAACUGGCGAAGAAGAUGAAAUAAAAAAGUUUUGUAAUAGAGCCAAAUUAUAUAGAUACGAUAAUGCAACAAAAGAAUGGAAAGAAAGAGGAGUCGGAGAAAUGAAAAUUUUGUAUCAUGCCGAAUAUGGAACAUAUCGAUUAUUGUUACGUAGAGAACAAGUUUAUAAAGUUGUAUGUAAUUUUCUAAUUACCCAGGAUACAGAAUUCCGUCCUCUUUCUACAUCGAAUCGAGCAUGGAUAUGGGCAGGUAUGAAUCAUGCAGAAGAACCUCCAACUGUCGAAGAACUUGCAGUUAAAUUUAAAACACCAGAAUUGGCUGUAAAAUUUAAGGAAAUCAUUGACAGUAUACAAGAAACACUACGUGAAAGACAAAAUGAACAAGAUAUCAAGUAUAACAGUGAAAUUGUGCAAGAAGAUAAAGAGGAAUGUGUCGAAGAGUUUGAUGAUAAAAUUGAUGAUCAAGAGGAUAUUGACGAGGACGAUGAAGGCUCAAUAUUAUUUGAAAAAAGAGCAACAUUAUAUACUAAAUCAAAUAAUACAAUAGGAUUAUUUGAACCCGCAUGGGUACAAAUAGCUUUAGGAACAUUAGCAGUAUAUUAUGACUCAAAUAUUUUUGGUGAAAAAAUAAUAUUAAGGGCUGAUGAAACUGGAGAAUGUUUGAGUAAUACGAUAAUUACUAUGACCACCGAAAUGGAGCUCAAUGAAAAAACAUGUAUUUGGACUGCCAUUGAUCAUGCUUUGGAACCUCCUGCGAGUCGCAUUUUGAAAGCAGUCUUUUCGUCAGUUCAAGCAGCUGAACAAAUGCAUAAAAUUUACAUAUAUGGGUUGGAAUGUGCUAAACAAGCAGGUAUUAGUGAGCAAAUAGAAGAAAAAUGAUAACAUUUUUUGUAAUAGUUAAUUAAAACGAUCUCUCUUAUAAACAUAGAAUGUAUUGUUAUUGAAAUCACACUAGAGGAAACUUUUUACCUUACUUUGUAUAUUUUCCAAAAAUAGUCUAUAUAAAAACAAAUAGCAUUGAUGUAGAUAUUAAUUGACUAACGUUAUUAUAUAAUUUUUUAUUUUAGUCCAUGUAUUUAUCAAAAUAGUAUAAGUAACAAACAAACAAAAAAACAUGUUUUCAUAAUUUUAUUCUGUACUUGUUAUAUAUAUAUCUCUAAAAACCAUAAAUUAACUAGAGUACAUUGAAUUUUACUCGAUAAAUAAAAAACAAAGUGUGUG
Molecule: messenger RNA, 8875 nt
Organism: Polistes canadensis
Lineage: Eukaryota; Metazoa; Arthropoda; Insecta; Hymenoptera; Vespidae
Product: E3 SUMO-protein ligase RanBP2-like
Exons: 20
Coding region: 167-8533 (2788 amino acids)
Biological process (GO): intracellular transport
Cellular component (GO): cytoplasm; nuclear pore
Molecular function (GO): protein binding; GTPase activator activity
Source: RefSeq, a predicted model, not a curated record